Puccinia triticina is the source of this 774-nucleotide messenger RNA. RefSeq lists its product as uncharacterized. The transcript is spliced from 2 exons. The record is from RefSeq and is a predicted model, not a curated record. Bases 1 to 774 code for a protein of 257 amino acids. Lineage: Eukaryota; Fungi; Basidiomycota; Pucciniomycetes; Pucciniales; Pucciniaceae.
AUGCACCCGCCUGCAAGCCCAGAAUAUCCGGCCCAGGCCGGCCCACCCGCGCCGAGCUAUCCGGGGGAAGAAGAGCGGCUGAGCGCGGCGGAGCUGGACCGGUCGAUGGAGCUCGACGGCAGCAGCUCGACGGCCGACUCGCUCGCCCUCUUCCGCUCCUACUCCAUGCCCAUCCCGCUCUCGGCCGCCGGGUCGGACGACGAGGGCCCGCUGGACCGCGAGGCCGAGGAGGAUGGCAACGAGGACGACGAGGACUACGACGAGCUGCUCACCACGCCCACCUCCCAGCUCCAGCUCCACACCCCCUCCCGAUACGCGUCGUCCUACCAGUCCGCCGGCCAGAGGCUGCUCUCAUGCUCGCUCCCGCCCUCGCUCACCCGCCAGAAAAGCAGCAGCGAGUACCAUCCCCUGCACGAGCUGCUCCAGCUCACCCAGCCCAUGCGCGAGGGCGUGAUUUCCCGCGAACGGCUGCUGCCCUCCUCGCGUGUGAAGCAAGUCGGCAUUGGCGGCCGCGGCCGUCGAGGCCUGUCCACGCAGCGCGCCCCGGGCUCGCCCAGCAGCGCCGGCGGCGUCGCUGGCUCCCCCGCUAGCGCCGACUUCCCCGCCUGGUCCCCCGGCUCCUCCUGCUCGCCCCUCCUCGCCGCCGUCGCCCUCACCAGCAGCCUCGGAUGCCCUGCUAACCCCGCCCUGGCCCCCGUCAACCAGCAAGUCGCUAACCCGACCCCGCUCCUCAGGCCCCGCCCGAUCGCCGCCUGGCAGCGCCCGCACGCUUAG